Molecule: messenger RNA, 1239 nt
Organism: Paecilomyces variotii
Lineage: Eukaryota; Fungi; Ascomycota; Eurotiomycetes; Eurotiales; Thermoascaceae
Product: fungal-specific transcription factor domain-containing protein
Exons: 3
Coding region: 1-1239 (412 amino acids)
Biological process (GO): positive regulation of transcription by RNA polymerase II
Cellular component (GO): nucleus
Molecular function (GO): DNA-binding transcription factor activity; transcription cis-regulatory region binding
Source: RefSeq, a predicted model, not a curated record
AUGCAUUUCGACAACUCUUCGCCAAAUUUGCCAGUCGUUCUGGGAGACCCUUCUAUCUCAAACUUGAAUGAAGCGGGUAGAUAUUACCUUGAUUAUUAUAAUGGUCACAUAUGCAAGCUCUUCAUCGUGUACGACAGCGAAGAGAACCCCUUCCGGAGUCUAAUUGCUCUUGCUUUGGAAGACUCUAUUCUCUUACAAUCAGUCCUUGCUCUAGCAGCAUGUCACAAAGCCAACACAGGCCGGUCCUUUCAUCAGUCAGAAAUGACGAGGUCUGUCGAGACGAUAAAGGCCCAACAGGACGCACUAUCUUUCAAGUGCCGCGCUAUGAAAGAACUUUCGGGUGCUCUCCACGAAGCGAUCUUACACAGACGAGACAGUACAGUGGCUAGCAUAUUCCUUCUGAUAUUCCUGGAUCUCUUAGAGUCCGGAAGUGAUAGAUGGAACUUUCAUCUUGAAGGCGCUAAGCGCUUGAUGUCAUCAUUCCAAGUGUCAGCCCAGCCGCAGAACGGAAUCAGCCAGGAUCCGGGCGAACAGAUUGAAACCCUUGGAGCAACCUUUGUGCGUCCAAAAUUAAUUUCCCAGUAUUCUUCCUCGGUCUAUCCAGAUAUAUCAUUACAAGAAACGGUGGAACGAUCCUUUCUUGGAUGCCCAGGAUAUCUGCUCAACGCAAUACAAUUCUUCUCGCUCAAGAGAGACAUCAUUGCUAGCUCGGAGCCGUUCGAUCAAGGCACUCUUACGGACCAUAUACAAGAUACAGACCGCAUGCUCGAAUCUAUACGGAAUUUCGAUUACUAUGCUUGGGUAUCCAGUCUGCCCCAGUCACACCAUUCACCAGAGCGGGACGUAAGUCGUCUUUGCAUAUUAUCAGAAUCAUACAAGACUGGGGCUCUCCUAUACGGCGAACGCGUCCUCGACGCUUUCGCUCAACGCACCACGGCGCAGGAUGACCUGGUCUGCAAAUUAAUCGGAUUAAUUGGUAUCUUGAAGGAUGAUAGGACUCUAUUAAAAUGUGCACUCUGGCCUAUAUGCAUUGCUGGCCUGGAGUGCCGAUGGCAAGCCCAAAGAGACUUUCUGAUUGGUUGUCUGGAGAAAUUCUGGGAGGACACGAGUUGUUUAAACGUGAUCAAUGCUGCCAAGGUAUUACAGACAUACUGGCGACAGAUCGAUGGGCAGGGAGGUGACUCAUCGCAAUGGAUAUUCACUAUAGGUUGCUUGGGUGCCGAUUGGCUCCUUAUAUAG